Xenia sp. Carnegie-2017 is the source of this 2502-nucleotide messenger RNA. Its product is annotated as histone deacetylase 8-like. Gene Ontology annotation, molecular function: histone deacetylase activity. The record is from RefSeq and is a predicted model, not a curated record. The transcript has 12 exons. The coding region runs from base 73 to 1425 and encodes 450 amino acids. NCBI's taxonomy places the organism in Eukaryota, Metazoa, Cnidaria, Anthozoa, Malacalcyonacea, Xeniidae.
UAAACUAUCAAUUACUGUAUGGUAGCUUUAUUACGGUAAAAUUUUGGACGUAUUUUUGAGAACGAAGUCGAAAUGAGAAGUGUGGAGAAAACAUCAAAGAAAUCGUACUUUGCCCUCCUCGUCCUUUUUCUUCCUCACUUGGCCUGUAAUCCUCUACCGAGCAGAUUGUUUUUCAAUCAGAUUCAACGUCUUGAAUACAAAGUUAAUUAUCUCGCAAAUGAACUGUUAAAAUGUCAACAAAAAGACCAUCAUCUGCAUAUGAUGCGCUUCCAGAAUGCAGAUAUUACAUGCAAUGAUGGAUCGACUGCAGGGUAUUACAUUAAAAGAUCUUACCAAAGCAAAAAUUGGAUUAUUUAUCUUGAAGGGGGAUGGUAUUGCUUCAACGAUGCUUCUUGUACCAAACGAAUGAACAUAAGCGACAUUGAGUCCCUAAUGUCAUCAAAAAAUUGGCCGUUACAACGCAGAGGUUCUGGCAUUCUUUCAUCUAAGGCUAGUGAAAAUCCUUCCUGGUACGAUGCCAAUCACGUAUUGGUGCCAUAUUGUUCCAGUGAUGUUUGGAGUGGAAAUAUAUCAAAGUCGGAGUCUGGAGGAAAAUUUUCGUUUAUGGGUUACAGAAUCAUCAACGAAGUUAUACGAGAACUUUUAAUGAAUGGUUUAAUGGGUGCUAAACAACUUAUCUUGGCUGGAAGCAGUGUUGGGGGCAUCGGUGUGAUCAUGAGCAUUGAUCGUGUAGCCAAAAUGAUGUCAACCGCUGGUUCAUCUUGCAAAGUUCGAGGUAUUGCUGACUCAGGAUGGUAUCUAGAGAGCAAACCAGACUUAAGUAAAUGUAAAAUAAAUCCAACAGUUUGUAAUAGUCCGUCACAUGGCAUACGCAUGGGAAUGAGUUAUUGGAACGGUGUUCUGCCAGAAACGUGUAGCAAUAUGUUUCAACAUGAACCGUGGAGAUGUUACUUUGGUCAUAAUGUGUAUAAAAGUUUGAAAAGUCCUUUAUUCAUUUUCCAAUGGAUUUAUGAUCCCACCCAAGUUUUGGUUCACAAUCCAACGUCAAUGAACGCCAGUCUUAUGAAAGGAGAACUUUUAAUAAAUAGACUAAUGUCAGCAGCGUUGAAAAUGAAAAAAUCAGUUGUCAAGAACGGCCUUAGUGGGGUUUUCUUACCUGCCUGCCUCUCACAUUCAAUUUUAACGAAAAGUGAUUGGCUUAUGGUGAAAGUCAAAGGUUACACACUUGAUCAUGCAGUAAACUGUUGGAUUUCCAAAGAGGAAAGAACAAACUCGUCCCUCUCCUCCAUAUCUCGAUCGACACAUUGCAAAUCAUUCUUAAUCGACAAUUGUACUCUUCCGCAGUGCAAUUCACGUUGCUCUGCCCCCGUAAUCCAUUCACCGGCAAACUUCUCACAACAUCAAAGUUGUCCAGAUUGCCUUUAGGUAGUCAGAACGCAUCACGUAUUGGCUAGUAUUGAUGGUGUUUUAUGAUCAAAAAUAUUAUAAACAAAUGGUAAUGCUGUUAGUAUUAUUUCAUCUGUUGACGACCAGAUGCUUCAAUAUAUAUAAUUUAUUGCAAUGUCAUUGAAAUAUUUUCUUAUAGUGUGCGCUCGUGUUUAUAGGAGACCAGGGCUGGAUUAAGAUGUGUGAAGGCCUUGGGCAGCAAAAAUGCGUAAAGGCCUCCUUUCCCUUACUCUAAAGUCUAUGGAUUGCCCAUUUUUCCAAUUGCAAAGUUCACAUACAAAUUUUGUAAAGCGUCUGAUAAAAGUAUAAAUUUGGUAUAUAGCGUGUAUAGCAUUUGCAUACGAUGAUUUAAUGUUACUUGAGAUAGAGUACUAUGUGAGAUUUGAUUCUAGCAGUUUUGAUAAGUUCGUCCAAGUUUAUUUCUCUUAGAAUAUCGUCCUCAAUGCUCAUCAAAGCAAAAUGGCUGAGUUUACUGUGAUGUAUUGUCAAACGUAGUCUGUUCUUCAUCAAAUGAAAUUAACUUUACGAGUAAACAAAUUGCUCUUUAAAGCAACAAUGUUUAAUUUUCUUUUAAAUAAUGUGGAGGCCCUUGCUUGUGGAGGCCUCCAGGAAGCUGCCCAGUCUUGCCCAUUGAUUAAUCCGGUACUGUAUGAGACGAAUAUUUAUAACUGGGGAAGGCUCAUGUUCACAUAUUCAUAUGUUAUAAUUCAUACGAUUGAUCUCUACUAAAACAUUAAAAUAAGAAAUAAGAAACAAACAAAGUAGAGUAUACUUUAUGUAAAUAUAUGAAAUUGAGUCUCCCCCUUCACAAGUAGUGAUAUUUUGCGGUCCCUGUUGUUGUAAAGCAAUUUCAGUUAAACUUUAUAUCUCUUCUAGCGUCUCUCAUACAUACACCUGAUAUCUGGAUGUGUUUUAAUAAUUUAAUUAAUUUUACUGAAAGUGAUGACAACUUUUUAAAUCUUGUUGAAAUUUCUUAAAUAUAUUUUUUCUUAAAUCAGAGCUUUCUAUAUACUAACUAAAUAUUUUUUUAAUAAAGAUCCGAAUUUCUAUGAUUUA